Pseudoliparis swirei is the source of this 2987-nucleotide messenger RNA. It is a transcript of the gene gas2a, whose product is annotated as growth arrest-specific protein 2. Gene Ontology annotation, biological process: actin crosslink formation. The record is from RefSeq and is a predicted model, not a curated record. Gene Ontology annotation, cellular component: actin filament. NCBI's taxonomy places the organism in Eukaryota, Metazoa, Chordata, Actinopteri, Perciformes, Liparidae. Gene Ontology annotation, molecular function: cytoskeletal adaptor activity; microtubule binding; actin filament binding. The transcript has 8 exons. The coding region runs from base 301 to 1302 and encodes 333 amino acids.
GAGGCACUGCCAGCAGGAUUAAACUUCCAUCCCAUCAUCAUCAGCAGCAGCAGCAGCGCGAGUGUACGUGUGUGUGUGUGUGUGUGUGUGUGUGUCUGUGUGUGUGAGUGUGAGCGCAGACGCUUGUGCAAAUGCGCAGCGGUCCACAUUGGUUCAGUGUUUUGGAGCCUAACCUGUGGGUCGGUGCACUGCGGUGAAAAGCAUGACAACUGGGAUCCAGCAGUUCUUAGGAAGAGUGAGAGGAAGGUGCGCACUAACGAGCUGAACCCCAAGGCGAGGACAGGCUGUCAAAAGGGAACCAUGUGCAGCUUCAUGAGCCCCAAACCGCCCAGUGGCCCCGGCCUUACAGACAUGCAGCAGUAUCACGAGUGGCUGACCAGUCGCCAUGAAGCCAGCCUGCUGCCCAUGAAGGAAGACCUGGCCCUGUGGCUCACGAAUAUUCUCGGUCUGGAAAUCACCGCUGAGAGUUUCAUGGAUCGCUUAGACAAUGGCUUCCUGUUGUGCCAGCUGGCUGAGACACUUCAGGAGAAGUUCAAGCAAAAUGAUGGAGACAUGCCUGUUUGUGGCAACAACAAGCAGAGUAUUCCCAAUCGGAGGAUACCGUGCCGACAGAGCGCUCCCUCCGGGUCCUUUUUUGCACGAGACAACACGGCUAACUUCCUGGCCUGGUGUCGUCAGGUCGGAGUUGGAGAAACAUGUCUGUUUGAGUCCGAGGAUUUAGUUCUUCAUAAGCAGCCGCGAGAAGUGUGCCUCUGUCUUUUAGAGUUGGGACGGAUAGCUUCACGAUACAACGUGGAGCCUCCCGGCCUGAUACAACUGGAGAAAGAGAUUGAACAAGAAGAGAAAUCACCUCCACCACCUCCAUCACCUGUUUCCCCAGCUCAGCCCCUUCCACCAUCUCCCUCUUUAUCUUCUUCCCCGUCCCCGACUCCUACCAAAGUCACUUCCAGCAAGAAAAGCACCGGGAAGCUGUUGGACGAUGCUGUCAGACACAUCUCUCACGAUCCACCCUGCAGAUGUUUGAACAAGUUCUGCGUCGAAAGACAUUCACAGGGUCGAUACCGAGUUGGGGAGAAGAUGCUUUUUAUCCGGAUGCUCAACAACAAGCAUGUGAUGGUGCGUGUUGGUGGGGGCUGGGAGACGUUUGAGAGCUACCUGCUGAAACACGACCCGUGCCGCAUACUCCAAGUGACCCGGGUGGAGGGCAAGGUGUCCACCAUGAGCAGCAAGUCCCCCAACAUCAAGGACCUCACCCCCGACAGCUACCUGGUCGUGGCGGCCAACUACCGCAGCAAGAAGUGAAGACAUGAGUCUGCAACGGGCCGUUCAUAUCGGGAUGGCUUGUUAUAUAACAUGUCCCUGUUGUUAUUCAGAAAUAUGGCGACAGACACAAAGGCCUCCAUGGAGAGCAGAUCCUUCAGCCGAGUGUGUGAGCAGAAUGAGCCUGAAGUCACACUAACGUGUGCUUUAUUUUACAUGACAAUAUUAUUAAAAUGAAGUCAAUCAGGCUUCUUUUUGAAUGAAAUUAAAUAGGUGGUGGACACAACCUUUUCUUUGGCAAACUGGCAAGUUAGACAUUUUGACUUUUUCUUAAUGUGUCAUUUGUGUGAUAUUGUUAACCUAUAGCUGCCUUACACGGGAUACACGGGUGGCUUUAGUGGGCAGCAUAUUGAAGUUGCAAAUGUAACUUUAACUAUAACAUAAGAAGACUACGUGGUAACUUUACUGUCCAAAGAAAUAUAAUUAAUCAAAUCUUUACAUAAUAUUCAACUGUAUAAUUUGCUUAGUAAAAACUGCCAAAUCUCCCUCAACCCUUGUGUUGCCUUAGGGUCAAUUUGACCUGAAUCAAUAUUACACCCUUGUGUCGCCUUAGGAUUAAUUUGACCCCAUUCAAUGUUUAAUGUCGGUGUUCUUUCGGUAGUCAACAAACAAACAUAAAGUGCCUCACACUUAAACUUGGAAAACAAUAUUAAUUCUAAUAAUUUUCUGGAGGUUUUAAUUGCUGGCGUCGAAUUGAACCCAAAGGGUAAAAUAUGUUAGUAAAUAUAAAGGUAACAGGAGGGUGAAACAUUGAAUCGGGUCAAAAUGCCAGUGGGACCGGACGGGGCUGUGGCUGGCGCUGCUGAGUUGGCGCCGGACCGGCUGGCUGCUUGUCGGUGCUGGUUACCUUCUGCCCCCAAUGGAUGGGCUUAGAUCACCCAGUUGUUGGAUUACCUCCCCUCCCCCCUUCCUACUCGUUGCAAGUCAUGUCUAAAAUGUAUGUGCUUAUGUGCUAAGGUGUUUUUUUCCUGCUCCCACACUGUACCCCUCUCGGGGCAUAGUCGGGGGGUUGGUGUUUUUUCUCGCCUUCUUCCCUCAUGUUAUGCUGUAAUCUUUCAUCCACCCUUUCUUGUAAUUUCGAUGCUUUUGUACCCGUACUCUGGCAAACGACAAAUAAAUAUAUCAAUCAAUCAAUCAAUCAAUCAAUCAAUCAAUCAAAUGACCCUAAGGCGACAGGAGGGUUAAAAACCAAAUGUAUGUUUUUUUUCUUUUUCUUGGUUUUUUUAAAGUUAAGCAAUGCUUAGACUUAACAUGUUUAAUACCUAUUCAAUGAAAUGCAUUUUUAUACUAUAAUCAAUUUUAACAAUUCUUCACUAUUGAGAUAGCUGCUGUGUUAUAUCUUUUAUAAUGUAAGAACAUGGACAAGAUGCAGUAUGUAGUUAAACAGAACAUCAUUGAUUUGUGAUCAAAACAUUAUAAGAUUUGAGGUUCUGCAAUUCUACAAUUUGUUGCAUGUUCUCUAGUGGUAGUGCAAUAAUUACAACUUGAUAAUCUGUUAAAUGUUUUACAAUUAAUAGAUUCACUACAUUAUUGUUCAAUAUAUUCAUUUGUCCCUGGGAAAUAAAAAAGUAGGUUUGAGAUCAUCUUUGGUAAAAGGCUUGUAUGUGAAAAUAAUUGUUCCAAUUUAUGUUUUAGAUUUUUAAUAAACUCAACUUUAAUCUUCAUAA